GGGGCGGGGCCACCGGGCGCCGCGCUCUGACUCCGUCUCCGGGCGCCGCCGCCGCCGCUUCCGAGUAAACACCGCGGGCGGGGGCUUCCCCCCCCGCCAUGGCCGGCCGAGGCGCCUUCCCGCUCAGCCCGCUGCCCCCCACCGCCGCCCCGCCGCCCCCGGGGCCCGGGCCCGCCAUCAUGCGGGGCCCCAGCCCGGCUCCCGCCGCCGCCACCGCCCCGGGAUACCGCCCCAUGGGCCCGGCCGCCGCGCAGUACCAGCGCCCGGGGAUGCCUCCCGGCAGCCGGAUGCCCAUGGCGGGGCUGCAGGUGGGACCACCGGGAGCCCCCCCGUACGGAGCAGCGUCCCCGCUGAGACCCGGCCUGCCGCAGUCCAUGAUGGAUCCCUUCAGGAAGCGCCUGCUGACCCCCCAGGCCCAGCCGCCGCUGCCCGCCCAGAGAAGAGGGGUGAAAAGGAGGAAGAUGGCUGACAAGGUCCUGCCGCAGAGGAUCCGGGAACUGGUCCCAGAAUCCCAGGCCUACAUGGACCUCCUCGCCUUCGAGCGCAAGCUGGACCAAACCAUCGCUCGGAAGAGGAUGGAGAUUCAGGAGGCCAUAAAGAAACCACUGACGCAAAAGCGGAAGCUCAGGAUUUACAUCUCCAACACUUUUACCCCGGCCAAAGAAGAAGGGGAGGGCGGAGAACGCGUGGCCUCCUGGGAGCUACGCGUGGAGGGCAAACUGCUGGAGGACCCCAGCAAGCAGAAGAGGAAAUUCUCCUCCUUUUUCAAGAGCCUCGUCAUCGAGCUGGACAAAGAGCUGUAUGGGCCAGACAACCAUCUGGUGGAGUGGCACCGGCUGCCCACAACCCAAGAGACCGACGGCUUCCAAGUGAAGCGUCCCGGCGACGUCAAUGUGAAGUGUACGCUGCUGCUCAUGCUGGAUCACCAGCCCCCACAGUACAAACUGGACCCCCGCCUGGCUCGCCUGCUGGGGGUGCACACCCAGACCCGCGCCAGCAUCAUGCAGGCGCUCUGGCUCUACAUCAAGCACAACAAGCUGCAGGACAGUCACGAGAAGGAGUACAUCAACUGCAACCGCUACUUCCGCCAGAUCUUUAACUGCGUCCGCAUGCGCUUCUCGGAGAUCCCCAUGAAGCUGGCGGGGCUGCUGCAGCACCCGGAUCCCAUCAUCAUCAACCACACCAUCAGCGUGGACCCCAACGACCAGAAGAAGACGGCCUGCUACGACAUCGAUGUGGAGGUGGACGAUCCCCUGAAAGCUCAGAUGAGCAACUUCCUGGCUUCCACCACCAACCAGCAAGAGAUCGCCUCCCUGGACGCCAAGAUUCACGAGACCAUCGAAUCCAUCAACCAGCUGAAGACACAGCGCGAUUUCAUGCUGAGCUUCAGCAACAACCCACAGGAUUUCAUCCAGGAAUGGAUCAAAUCCCAGAGGAGGGACCUCAAGAUCAUAACGGAUGUGAUCGGGAACCCCGAGGAGGAGCGACGAGCCGAGUUCUACCAGCAGCCCUGGGCGCAGGAGGCUGUGGGCAGACACAUCUUCGCCAAGGUCCAGCAGCGUCGGCAGGAACUGGAACAAGUGCUGGGGAUCCGCCUCACCUAAAGGGGCUUGGGGGAGCUCCUUGCGCCGCGCCUGAGCCCGACGGUACUUGCGACUGGAAUCAAACACAACAGCACUUGCACAAACCCCAUGUGCCUGGUGGGGGUUCGGGGCUACCCGCACCCCUGGGCUCCCCCCUUGCCGCAGGCAGAGUGCGGAGGGUCCCCUGCUUUCCCCCCCAAAAAAUCCCACUGCUGCGUUAACACCUGUUGCUUUAGCAUCGCGCCCUUCGCAUCCCUUCCCUCUGGCCAAAACCCCCGAGCGGGAGGUGCUGCCUGUCCCCCCCCAGCAGCCCAGGGCCCUGCCCCUCUUUUCUUCAACCAAAGUUUUUCGUCAUUCCAAACACCAGCCCCGACCCCCCCGCACUGGUGCCCGACGUUUUGCACUAUUUUUGUGACCAGGUUUUAUAAAAAGAAAAAAAAAAAAAAACAAGAAAAAAAAGUAAGCAUUUUGUACAGUGGGUUUGUACCUGAUUAAUAUAUAGAGUUCCUGGAUCUAUGCAGUGGUUCGUGCUGUUCGCAGAGGGCUGGCUCGGCCCUCACUCUCCUUUUUUAAUAUGUAACCAAGGGUUUUAGCAUUAAGUUUUUGACAAUCAGUUGAUGACUCCACCCCCCGCUACUGUUUUUACUAAUUAGUGACUCAUGAGACACAAAGUCAGGGGGUGGAGCGGGGGGAGGGGCUCAGCACACCCCCCCCCAGUCAGAACUGGAGAUACGGGGGAGCGAGGGGACCCCAGCGCUGGGCUGAGGGGACGGGGCCACCACCCACUCAAGUGCCUUAACCCCGCGGGUCCCCCCGCUCCAGGGGGGCAGGAGGGGAAGGGGGGGCCGUUUACAUAUUCCCAGGGUGUCCGGCUCAGGUGCCUGCUCUGCCUCUUGUGUAACCAUUUGGGUUUUUGUCUAUUUUGGAUAUUUUCUAAUAAAACCAGUUAGCAGCA
Molecule: messenger RNA, 2538 nt
Organism: Columba livia (rock pigeon)
Lineage: Eukaryota; Metazoa; Chordata; Aves; Columbiformes; Columbidae
Gene: SMARCD2
Product: SWI/SNF related, matrix associated, actin dependent regulator of chromatin, subfamily d, member 2
Exons: 13
Coding region: 99-1604 (501 amino acids)
Biological process (GO): regulation of transcription by RNA polymerase II
Cellular component (GO): SWI/SNF complex; nucleus
Molecular function (GO): transcription coregulator activity
Source: RefSeq, a predicted model, not a curated record